AUGGCCAGCGAGCCGGACUCCAACCACAAUGCUACUAACCCGCAGAACGCGUCGAUGGCUCCUCACCCCAACCCCCCCAGCAUCGAAGCUGCCUACAAGCGGAAAUGCAUCGCGUUGAAGAAACGGUUGAACGAAGUGGAAGCCCACAACGAGGCGAUGCGUCUACGAAAUGCGCAGGGCAUCAGGUACAUUCAGAAAAUGCGCCUGGAAUCAUGCAUACUGCUAGAACGGCUUUCUGUUCUGAUGGGGAUGGCCGAUGGUAGCGGCAGAGGGGAAUCGGAAGUUACUAGCCGCGCGAUGGCGCUGGUGAACGAGUCCGGCAGUAUGGUUGAUGAAGAACACUCGAAGAGCCGGUCGAAGAGAGCUGGUGAGGAUCUGGAUGCGCUGGGAGACGAGAGUGACGGUAGCUCCGGUCAUCCACCUACACCGCAGGAACGUCCAUUACGAUUAAAAAAGAGCCGCAAAAGCGAUGAACGGCCUGCGACUCAGAGCAUCGGUGACAGCACCAACGACACCAGCAACAACAAUGUGAACCCACUCCAACUGAUGCACCACAAUCAUCCAUCUCUCGACCAGCUGACUCAUACAACACAGGCCGAUCAGCACCACAGUAGCAGCGGCGCGAACCCACAGACAAACGACCUUAGCAGCUUCCCUCCCGCCACAUCGGGCCGUGAGCUCCCACAUCGUUACGUAUCUGCCUUUGAGGCCUUCACUAACCAUAAGAGAGAGAGUUUAACCGAAGCCCUGAUCCGGUCGUACGGCCAGAGAAUUACCGACGAGGACAUCGAUCGCGUGUUGGUCCAGGAGUGGGAUGCUCUGGAUCCAUCUAAGAAACGGGAAUUCGGAGAAAGACUUGAAAAGGAUAAUGGUGCCUGA
Molecule: messenger RNA, 879 nt
Organism: Microsporum canis CBS 113480
Lineage: Eukaryota; Fungi; Ascomycota; Eurotiomycetes; Onygenales; Arthrodermataceae
Exons: 3
Coding region: 1-879 (292 amino acids)
Source: RefSeq, a predicted model, not a curated record